AUCUAUCAGAGCAUCCAAGAAAUUAAAACGACACUUAAUCAGGUUGAUCGAAAUGCCUGAUUCGCUGAAGAAUUCGUCACUUCCAUUGGGCGAAAUAUUGAAGUUUCUGAAGAACUUCUGGGGCGACUCCAACGUCCAAGUCGCCGUGAUCGCUAGCCUGGCCUUCCAGGUCCUUCUGGUUUUCUGCGCGCCAUUGCGAAAACGAAGCAAGAAAUCUCGCACCCUGGUCAUCCUCUGGCUGGUUUAUCUGCUCUCCCACUACGUAGCCACCUUCGCCAUCGGCCUCAUCAACAACUACGGCACCGACGAGGCCAACCAACAGAACAGCGUCGUCGCUCUCUGGGCGCCAUUUCUCUUGCUCCACCUCGGCGGACCCGACACCAUCACCGCUUUCUCCAUAGAAGACAACGACCUCUGGCUCCGUUACCUCUUGACCCUCAUCGUCCAACUUCUCUCCGUUCUCUUCGUCUUCUACCGUUUUAAGAUACAUGCCAACGAUGAAUUCCUCAUCCCCACGCUGCUCACCUUCGCCGCCGGUGUCAUCAAGUACGGCGAAAACAUACGCUCGCUCAACCUGGCCUCGUCGGUCAGUAUGAGGAAGUCCAUGCGCCAGAACGUCGACGGCAGAAGUGCCAGAGAACGCCUGCAAUUUGAGGAGGAAGAGAUAGGACUAGCCGCCGAAACCGACAAGCACGAGAAGGACAUUAAGAUUCUAACGAAAGGAUACGAGUUGUACCGGAAAUAUAAAGCCGUCAUCGUCGAUCAUGUGUUCAGCUUCACCCUGCGUGAAGAGAGCAGGGGUUUCUUCUUACGCCUACCAUCUUACAAGGAAGCAUUCGAGGUCACGCAAGUGGAGCUCAACUUCAUGUACGACGCCAUGUUCACCAAGAUGAUCGCCGUUCAGGGGAACAUCGCCGGCUACGUCUUCCGAAUCGGUUGCGCCGCUCUCAUUAUAUCAACUCUCAUCGUAUUUAUCGUCCACCCCAAAAACAACGUCAGCCACCACGACAUUCAAGUCACCUACUGCCUGGUCGGAUCUGCGGUUGUUCUGGACUUGAUAGCUCUGGUAAAGCACUUCUUUUGCGACUGGACCAUAGCUCUGAUGAUGAACAAUGAAAAAUGGAGAUUGAAAGCGAGAAAGAGAGGAGCAAAAAUUGUUAACAAGGUGAGACGGUGGAUAUCGGCGGAAAUGCGGUGGUCGGAGGAGAUCCAGCAGUACAGUUUGAUCAAGCACUCGUUGAAGCAACAAUGGAAAAUCUCCCGAAAGAUCUUCGAGUUCUUCGGGCUCACAGAGAGAAUGGAAGCUUCCAAGAACACCAAAACCGAUCGAGUGGAUGAGAAGUUGAAGGCCAUGAUUUUCGACGAGAUAAAGAAGAAGGCGGCGCGUGCAGACACGGACGAGACGGCGGAGGAGAUGUAUUCCUAUAGAGGCGAAAGCGUCCUGGAGGAUUGCCCGCUGUGCCGAGAAAAACUCCGGCCGAAAAUCGCCGGCGCGCAGUACGAUAAUGUCGUGCUGAUGUGGCACAUCGCCACCGAGAUCUGCUAUUUCACGGCGCAGAAAGAGGAACUCGAUCCCAACGUGGAGAUUUGCAGAAAAGUGUCGGAAUAUUUAGCCUACCUUUUGAUGAUGGAGGGGAAAAUAACGUCGGCGGUGCCGGGAAACGUGGGGAUGAGAUUCAGAGACAUAUGUUGGCAAGAGGUUAGAGACACCCAUCUCCAUCUCAGACAAUACAUCAGAAUGAAAAAGAUAGACUCCGACCAGAUGCCGGAGUGGGAGCGGAAGAAGAAGAGAAGGGAAGAAAUUGAGAAGAAAAAGGAAGAACUGAAACAAAUAAAAUCCUUUUACAGGUACCCAGAGUACCAAAUAAACUCCGUUUGGAAGGAGAUGAAAAAGAUGCUUCCCCAGAACGUGAAUCUUGACAACGCGGAGACGAGGAUGGAGAUAACGGAGUGGGAACGGAAGCAGAAGAAGAAGGAGUUCGAAGCCAGGAAAGAAGUGUGCCAAUUCUUGGUAGAAGAAGAGACGAAGCGUAAUUUCGAGGGGCAUUACGAGCCGCCGAGAAAGUCACUGCUCUGCGACGCCGUCGCGCUCGCCAGGAUGCUGAAAGAGCUGCUGGACGGCGGCGAGGAUGCGGAAAACCCCACGGCGGCGACGGCGCAUCAUCCCGACGUGGCCCAGAAGAAUCACGUGUGGGAAAUGAUGGCGAGAGUGUGGGUGGAGAUGCUGUGCUAUGGAGCCUGCCAUUGCAGAGGAGACGUUCAGUAUCUGACCAAAGGCGGAGAGCUGCUGACGUUUGUGAGGCUGCUGAUGGCGCAUUUUGGGAUCGGAAAACAAUUCAAGAAGGAGGAUGAAGACACGGCGGUUCAACAUGAUUCUGAUUUCUGAAUAUAGUGUGCAUGUAAACACUUGUUUUUAUUUGGGGGUUUAUAAAUUUGAAUAAUGCCUUG
Ipomoea nil (Japanese morning glory) is the source of this 2448-nucleotide messenger RNA. RefSeq lists its product as uncharacterized. Lineage: Eukaryota; Viridiplantae; Streptophyta; Magnoliopsida; Solanales; Convolvulaceae. The record is from RefSeq and is a predicted model, not a curated record. Bases 53 to 2386 code for a protein of 777 amino acids. The transcript has 3 exons.